This is a messenger RNA of Cylicocyclus nassatus, 736 nucleotides long. The record is from the annotation of a GenBank genome assembly. NCBI's taxonomy places the organism in Eukaryota, Metazoa, Nematoda, Chromadorea, Rhabditida, Strongylidae.
UGAGGCGUAUUGCACCAGAAAUGUGAAAAUGGACCAGGUAACGCAAACAGUUUUAGAUGACUUAGAAACUUCAAGGAGGCCUGUCUUGACUUCCUGCACUAACAAAAUGGCUUCUGUGCUUCAUAACGUCACAACUACAUAUCAUCCGGAUAGCUUCAGUAACGCUAGCCCAAUGCAGGAAUAUUUGAAUGAGUGGAUGAAGGAGAACAAGAGGCUGCCGAGAGAUAUGUAUUUGUCGGUCAAGCCACUCAAUACUGUAUACUGUUUUAUACAGUGCAUGUGCAGCACUUUGGGAUGCCCGAGGUACAAAAUUGAAAUGAAAACUGGUGGAAGUUUUUUGUGGAAGGAGCAGACCUAUUUCGAUAUGCUCAUCCAGUUGGCACUAAUUUUCUAUCUUGUUGGCAAAACGCUGUCGCAUAAUCCCAUCGAGCAACAAGUAGCAGCCGAUACAGCCGCAAUAUCAAGCGUUGCUAAAGUGCGUAGACCGCGGCAAGUCUCGUCUAAGGUGUCGCAAAAGACAAGAGAUAAGAUUGAGGGAGCAGCGAAUGUGGCGACGAAUGUGCUGAACAGCAUUGCAGAUAUGCUCAACAAGAUUGGCACAAUAGAUUCAGCACCCGGGGGAGUGCCCAUAAUGCCUGGAGCAUCCGGAGGAAUCCAUAAGAGCAGCUCUGGCAUGUUAGUACGUUCACGAGGCAAGUUGAAGGUGUUCAGCAUUAUGGCAAAUAUACAUGCUUGA